This is a messenger RNA of Diospyros lotus (date-plum), 1107 nucleotides long. RefSeq lists its product as uncharacterized. The transcript is spliced from 2 exons. Bases 66 to 983 code for a protein of 305 amino acids. Lineage: Eukaryota; Viridiplantae; Streptophyta; Magnoliopsida; Ericales; Ebenaceae. The record is from RefSeq and is a predicted model, not a curated record. Gene Ontology annotation, molecular function: polysaccharide binding.
UUUCCCUCUCGCUUUUGACUUCUUUGCCUUUCUCCAUCAGAGAGCAAAGCAUCAGUGAACAAACGAUGCUGCCGGCGGUGAAGAAGAAGAAGUUCUUCCUCAGCUGCCCUCCUCCUCUUCUUCUUCUUCUUCUUCUUCUUCUUGUUUUGCUCUUCCAAUAUCCCAGCCUCACCGUCUCCCUGUGCCGCAACUUCUGCGGCAACAUGGCCGUGAAGUACCCCUUCGGCAUCGACGACGGCUGCGGCGCCGCACAGUUCCGCGGCAUGCUCAACUGCUCCACUGACCUCUUCUUCCAGACCCCCUCCGGCAACUACAAAGUCCAGUCCAUCGACUACAAGAAGCAAACCCUCUCCCUCUACGACCCCACCAUGUCCACCUGUUCCAUCCUCCAGCCCCGCCGCGACUUCGCCCUCUCCGCCGCCCAGUCCGCCCUUCUCCCCGUCUCCCCCGACACCGUCUUCGCCCUACUCAACUGCUCCCUCGACUCCCCCGUCCUCAACCACUACCGCUACCUCUGCCUCAACUUCUCCGGCCACUCCUGCGACGAGCUCUACGGCGGCUGCUCCUCCUUCCGCCUCUUCCACAUCCAGUCCAACGCCACUGCCCCGCCCUGCUGCUUCACCAGCUACGCCACCGUGAGGUACAUGAGCUUGAACAUUCUGGACUGCACCCACUACACGAGCGUCUACGGCGUCGAUAGCUUGAAGGGGGUGGCGCCGCUGGACUGGUUGUACGGCGUCAAGCUGUCUUACGCCGUUGCCGACACUGGGUGUGAUCUGUGCGCCAGAUCCGGCGGGACUUGCGGCUUCGAUGUUGACAGUGAAGCCACGCUCUGCAUUUGCUCUCCCACUCUCAACUCCACUCGCCAAUGUGGGCUUGGAAACAUUACAGCCACGGCAGAGAGGCGUGGAGUGUCACCUUCCGUGCUCCAAAUAUUAUUUGUUGUGGUCUUGGCCGUCACUCUACGGCGUUUGUUUUCGUGAGAUGUUAUGGCUUUUUUUGUUUGCACUUAAUUACAUUUUUGUCCUUUUUAUUUUUUUUUGAAAGGAUAUUACACUUUGCUUAUUAUCCUAGGAUUCCAGGUUCCAUGGCUAAUGAAGUUGAGUU